Molecule: messenger RNA, 1788 nt
Organism: Hirsutella rhossiliensis
Lineage: Eukaryota; Fungi; Ascomycota; Sordariomycetes; Hypocreales; Ophiocordycipitaceae
Product: IQ calmodulin-binding domain-containing protein
Exons: 1
Coding region: 1-1788 (595 amino acids)
Molecular function (GO): protein binding
Source: RefSeq, a predicted model, not a curated record
AUGGACUCGCUCGUGCCCCCAGACAAGGACCACUUCGAGCGCAUCGCCCAUGUCCAGGCCCAGAAGGAGAGCCAGGCCCGGCGCCGGGCCCGCCAGCAGCGCAAGUCCAUCUCGCACACCACGUCGUCGGAGCAGCGGCGCAGCGACGACCAUGAGCGCGCCGAGGCCGCCCAGAUGAUUCAAAAGACGUUUCGCGGCUAUCGCGCCCGCAGGGAGAUGGAGGGCUUCGGUCUCGACGCCGGCACGCGAUGGGUCGCCGCCAUCCGCGAGGCUCAGUUCCGCCAGUCGACCAAGCCGCGCGCCGCCGCACGGAGCCCCAACCUCGCCACCGCCGACCAUGAGCUCUCCUCCGCCGCCGCGACGACGUCGCUCGACGACCCCAUCGACCGCCGGCCCGCGAGCGCGCGGCGCAACUGGAAAAAAGCGAGCCUCGUCGCUCGCCGCGCUGGCCACGACGAUGCCGACGAUGCCGCCUCCUCGUCGUCCGACUCCGACUCGGCCAACUCGGGCCGCCACGCGGCAAAGACGCCCGAGCAGCGCGCAGAGGCCCGGCGGAAGCGCGAGCUGGCCAACGCCGAGCGCCGCCAGGCCGCCCGCAUGAUGGGCCUGCAAUACUUUCUCGAGAUGGUCGACGUCAAGCACCGCUACGGCAGCAACCUGCGCAUGUACCACGAGGAGUGGAAGAAGUCGGACACGACCGACAACUUCUUCUACUGGCUCGACUACGGCGCCGGCAGGAACAUUGAGCUCGACACGUGUCCGCGGGAGCGCCUCGAGCGCGAGCAGGUGCGCUACCUGUCGCGCGAGGAGCGCCAGUACUACCUCGUCAAGGUGGAUGCGCAAGGACGCCUGUGCUGGGCCAAGAACGACGCGCGCAUCGACACGACGGAGCAGUUCAAGGACAGCGUCCACGGCAUCGUCCCCGAGGGCGACCCCACGCCCGCCUUCAGCCCGGUGGCGCCCUCGGCGGCAGCGCCCAACGACGCACACUCGAGGAAGGACUCCACGUCGUCGUCGUCGUUGAGCCAGUCGUCGGCCGAGUCGCGCAGAGAAGCCGACCGCGCGGCCAAGUACGGCGACCCCGGCUACGACGGCGCCCACGGCGUCCAGAAGAUCACGCACAUCUCGGCCUCGACCAUCUUCAACAAGCUGCUGCGCAAGUCGGUGCGCAAGAACACGUGGAUCUUUGUCGCCGACACGUCGUUCCGCCUCUACGUCGGCAUCAAGGACUCGGGCGCCUUCCAACACUCGUCCUUUCUGCAGGGCAGCCGCAUCUCGGCCGCCGGCCUCAUCAAGAUCAAGGACGGCCGCCUCUCGUCCCUGUCGCCGCUGAGCGGCCACUACCGCCCGCCCGCGUCCAACUUCCGCGCCUUUGUGCGCAGCCUCAAGGAUGCCGGCGUCGACAUGGGCCACGUGUCCAUCUCCAAGUCGUACACGGUCCUCGUCGGCCUCGAGACGUACACCAAGACGCGCCGCAAGGGCAAGGAUUUCGUCGACAAGCUCAUCCGCCGCCGCGACAAGAUGCUGUCCCCCGAGCAGGUCAGGCGGCGCGAGGAGGAGCAGCGGGACAAGAGCGAGAGCGCCGAGAAGGAGCGCCGCUUCCUCGAGAAGAAGAGGCUCGAGGCCGAGGCCGAGGCGGCGGCGGCGAGGGCCGAGAGCAGCCCGGGCGCCAAGGUGGUGGAUAAGUUCAAGUCGAUACCCGCCCACGUCAGGGGCCACGGCGGCGACGACGAUGGGGGCGGCGGCCUCGGACGAGGGGCGGCGGGAGGUGCCGUCGCUGGGUCCUGA